Messenger RNA from Kluyveromyces marxianus DMKU3-1042, 678 nucleotides. It is a transcript of the gene UBC1, whose product is annotated as E2 ubiquitin-conjugating protein UBC1. Gene Ontology annotation, molecular function: protein binding. The coding region runs from base 1 to 678 and encodes 225 amino acids. NCBI's taxonomy places the organism in Eukaryota, Fungi, Ascomycota, Saccharomycetes, Saccharomycetales, Saccharomycetaceae. The transcript has a single exon. The record is from RefSeq and is a predicted model, not a curated record.
AUGCUAAGGUCUAAGAGAAUUUUAAAAGAGAUUCAAGCGGUUAAAGAAGACCCAGAAGCUCAAAUUGAACUACGGUUCGUUAAUGAAUCUGAUAUACACCACAUGAAAGGGUCAUUCAUUGGCCCAAGAGGUACACCAUAUGAAGGAGGAAAGUUUAUUGUUGACAUCAAUAUUCCAGUGGAGUAUCCUUACAAACCACCUCAAAUGAAGUUCGAUACUAAGGUAUACCAUCCAAAUAUUUCAUCAGUGACAGGUGCAAUCUGUCUUGACAUAUUGAAAAAUGCAUGGACACCUGUCAUUACGUUGAAGUCUGCUUUGAUUUCCCUUCAAGCUUUACUACAGUCUCCUGAACCGAAUGAUCCACAAGAUGCCCAAGUUGCAAAGCAUUACCUGAGUGACAAAAAAUCUUUUGACGAAACUGCAGCCCUAUGGACCAGGACUUAUGCCACGGAGAAUGGAACCAAUGGAAGUGAGGAUAUUAAUGGUACAAGUAACGAAGAACAACCAGAUGAAGCCGAUCUUUACGGAAUUGAUCAAGAAUUAGUGAAUCAAUUUAUCGGACAAGGAUUUGAAAGACAUAGUGUGAUAGAGGUCUUAAAAAGACUAAAUAUUAAGAGCAUGAAUCUAGAAGAUAAUGAUACGGCCAAUAAGAUUUUGGAAGAGCUUUUGAAGGAGUAG